ACUUCUGACCCACAUCGAAUUUGCUAGUCAGCUGACUGCAGCUCUCUCUCUCUCUCUCUUACUAAUCAAUACAAGAUGAAGUUAACUGUGUUGCUCAACUUGCUCCUCUUCUGUCAUGUUGCAUCUACAGUGAAACACUCACUGAAAUAUUUCCUCACUGCAACUUCUGGAGUCCCAAACUUCCCAGAGUUCAUGGGUACCAUGAUGGUCGAUGAAGUGUUGGUGGGUUACUAUGACAGCAACAUCAAGACCGCAGAACUCAAACAGGACUGGAUGAGGAAACUAAUAAAGGAUGAGCCACAACACCUGGAGUGGUAUUCUCUGAAGUGUUUUGGUAGCCAGCAGGUCUUCAGAGCCAACUUGGACAGCCUGAAGCAGCGCUUAAACCAAACUGGAGGUGCCCACAUUUUUCAGAGGAUGAACGGCUGUGAGUGGGACGACGAGACUGGAGAGGUUGUUGGUUAUAAUCAGUACGGUUAUGAUGGAGAAGACUUCCUUGCAUUAGACCUGCAGACGCUGACAUGGACCGCUCCAAAACAACAGGCUUUCAUCACCAAACUUCGAUGGGAUAAUGACAAAGCUAGAUUAGAACACAACAAAAACUACUACAUCCACAGAUGUCCUGACUGGCUGAGGAAGUACCUACAGUAUGGGAGGAGCUCUCUGCAGAGAACAGAGCGUCCCUCAGUGUCUCUCCUCCAGAAGACUCCCUCCUCUCCAGUCAGCUGCCACGCUACAGGUUUCUACCCCGACAGAGCCAUGAUGUUCUGGAGGAAAGAUGGAGAGGAGAUUCAUGAGGACGUGGACCUCGGAGAGAUCCUCCCCAACCACGAUGGAUCCUUCCAGAUGAGCGUUGAGCUGAACCUGUCAUCAGUCGCACCUGAAGACUGGAGGAGGUACGACUGUGUGUUUCAUCUCUCUGGUGUGGUGGACGACAUCGUCACCAGACUGGACAAAGCAGUGAUCAGGACCAACUGGGUUCCUCCUACAGGGUUCCCUGCUGGUCCUGUUAUUGGAGUUGUUGUAGGACUGCUGCUGCUGCUGCUGCUGGUGGUCUGCAUCGCUGGACUCUUCAUCUGGAGGAGGAACAGUAACGGGUUUCGCCCUGCUAACACGGGGCAGUGAACAUAGAAGAGGAUGCUGAACUCCACAACUUAUCGUCUCGGAGGACUUUAUAAUCUGUACAACAUAUAUUUCAUUAUUAUUAUUGUUAUUAUUAAUAUUUUUAUAUUCCUGGAAGUGAGAUCAAAAUGUCAUGGUCUGGCACUGUACCAGAGAACAUUGGACUUUUUCUUUUUGUUAUAAGUUAAGACUGUCUUUUCUUCUCCUUUUGGUUUAUUAGUUCUGUUAUUGUGAUUUUGGUUUGUUUUGGAUUUGGGCUCUUUUAUAUUCAUGCAUUCCAGUGUUUCCUGUUUUAUUUUGAUAUUCACACCUCCUGUGUCUUGUCUGGUUUUACUGUUUGUUUUCCCACCUUUUUUGAUUGUCUGCCCCGCCCAGAUUUGUUCCACCUGUGUCUAAUCGCCCUCUUGUAUUUAAGCCCUCUGUUGUUGUCAGUUCAUGUUGCUCCUGCCUAGUCUGUGUUGUCUCCGGUGUUAUCUCUGCCAUCCUGCCUGUGAUCCUCGUGUCUUCUGCUUUGUAAUUUUAGUUUUUGUUCUCAGUUUAGUUUCUUGGUGUUUUUCCUUUGUACUUUGUUUUUCUCAGCCUGCCCUCUGUUUUUGGUUUUCCUGUAAGAUUUUUUUUUUCCACCAGCUUUACAAUUAAAGCUUUCUUUUUGUUAAAUGUAUCUGUCUGCCUGGUCACUCUGCAUUUGGGUCCACCCUUUAAACUAAUACCUUGACAGAAUGAACUAACCAAAAUGGACCCAGCAGAGUUGCAAAUUUGUUCUUUGAAAGUUUGUGAGUUUGAGUUGACUGUGGAAAGACUAGUUUUUGCUCAUGCUAUUGAGUGGACUUCCCUCCUGGACCAGCUUGCUAUGCAGCAGGAGGAUUUUAAGGAGAAGCUGUGGGUGAACCACUUUGUACCCCUUUAAACUAAUACCUUGACACAAAUCUAUUUUACAAGGGAGACCUUAAUUCUUAAGUAAAAGUAGCAAUAAAAAAUACUCCAAAUGAAGUAAAAGCU
Sebastes umbrosus (honeycomb rockfish) is the source of this 2121-nucleotide messenger RNA. Its product is annotated as major histocompatibility complex class I-related gene protein-like. Bases 76 to 1125 code for a protein of 349 amino acids. Gene Ontology annotation, biological process: immune response. The transcript is spliced from 7 exons. The record is from RefSeq and is a predicted model, not a curated record. Gene Ontology annotation, cellular component: external side of plasma membrane. NCBI's taxonomy places the organism in Eukaryota, Metazoa, Chordata, Actinopteri, Perciformes, Sebastidae.